AUGGAUUCAAGCGUCAAUGAUAUGCAGCAGGCCACGGCCGAGCUCGCCAUUGCCCCUAAUGAUGCAAGUGAACUCGUCCCGUUACCCUUGAGCGUGCUUCGCCUUCAACACGAAAUCCGCUCCACGCGACCCCCAUCUGGUCUCGACAGUGGUGCUCUUCGAGUCCUUUUAUUCCAGUCUUCACUUUUGCUUUUGUACCCUCCUCAAGCUGCCAGUGCCCAGGCAUCUCCUCCCUCUGCCUCCGGAGUCCCACAGCCUGUGCCCAUCGAGGUAGAAGACCCGUUCGCCGUCAUAUCAAACAACAAGCUAGGAUUCAAGUACAAGUAUCCGCAAGCUGCUCCAACCCCGCCGGGCGAGGACGACGUAGUCUGGAAUAAAGUCUACACAGCUGCCGAUUCUCGCAUGUACAACAAGCAUCACAAGAGCGCAAACGAGUCCCGCAAAUAUCGCGAAUCAGGCGAGACGCGGCAUCUCGCGAUUGAAAUGCUCGCUAAUAACAAAGCAAAGCACGCUGCAGCUGUUGCUGCCGCCAAAGCAUCUGGCGUUCCCCUCUCCUCCGUCCGUUCAACUCCAAAAGCUUCCACAUCAACGAUGGCUUCGAAGAAGAAGGAGAUCAAGAAGGAGGCAUCCACGAGCUCCCGUGAUGGAACCCCUGGUGGCGACGUCAUACCCAUGAGCAUCUCCGAGAAGAUCAAGAGCGAAGGUCGCGCCCGCAAGGUUCCUCCUGCUCCACCGUCCUCCAGCCAAGGUACUCCAGCCCCUUCCUCCGCGCCUAAGCAAGGUACUCCGUCCGCAACUGUCAAGCAAGGCACCCCUUCCAGUGGACUGCAAAUGAAUAGUCCCGCUCCUGAGAAGGCCAGUACCGUUCUGCCGCCAAAGGUACAGAAGCCAGCCAAGAAAGGCACUGCGACAACUGUCAAGAAGCAGCACGCUAAGAAGUCUAAGUCUGAUGCAGAGAAAGCCGGCACACCGAACACCAAGAGCGCCAGUCAACCAUCCAGUCAAAUGAAUGCGACCGCGUCCGACUCCGAAAGCAACGAUGGUGGAGAAUACUGCAUUUGCCGUGGCCCGGAUGAUCAUCGUAUGAUGGUCUACUGUGACGGUGGUUGUGAGGACUGGUACCAUUGCUCCUGCGUCGGUAUCGACGAGGACGAUGCGAAAGAGCUGCUCGAUCGAUUCAUCUGCCCCAAGUGUCACAAGGAGGGUGAGCUUUUCACCACUUGGAAGCGUAUGUGUCGUUGCAACAAUGUCCCGACCAUCCAGUGUCGCAAGGCUGCUCGUGUUGCAAUGGAUCCUCCCAGCAAGUACUGCAGCGACGAGUGCGCCUAUCUCUUCUGGAAGUUUGUCUCGAGCAUGGUUCGCAAGGAUGACGCUCCCUCCAUUGGAGGUGCUUUGAAUUUCAGGGAGGUUGGCCAGCUCUUGAAGGAAGCCCCGACCGCGGAAGAAUUCCACAAGUUGGGCCAGAAGCCAAGACUCCCGGUCAAGGAAGGAGCUGACCUUACUCGCCCAGUUGGUCUCGAUUACCUCAACGACGAUGAGAAGAAGCAGAUCGAGGAGCUCAAGGAACAGAAGAAGACCCUCGAGGACCGUAUCAAGAUUUACCAAAAUCAACAAAAGCUCUUGAUCAUGGUGAACGACCGUUCUAAGAUCGCUGCCAAGGAACCCAACUUGGAGAUCAAAGAUUUCUGUGGCUUCGACAAUCGUCUCUCUAUGAACGAGGAAGAGUUCGAUGAUUGGUUCCACUCGGAGGAGGGCAAGCAGGCUUUCGCAACUGGCAGACUUGGUCCUCGCACCGCCGAGACGAAGGAGAUCGGUGCUUGCAUCCCUUAUCCUGGUCAAGUUAUUCCCGAACCCCCCAAGGUCUCCGCCGCCCUCGAUAAUAUGUGCCUCAAGCCAAAGCGACGCUGCAGGCACCAGAAUUGGCUCGCCAUUCAUGGUACUGACUUCGUUAAUAUGCAACAGAUCCUUAAGCAGGAGAUGAAGAAGUUGGCCGAAGCUGAAGAGGAGAUUAUCGAGGAUGCUGAGCUUCGUGAGGCUACGAAGACUUACUACGCUGAGAACGAGACCAUUCAGCUCUUUUGAGCAACGUGUUUCUUAUUUCAAUGGCGUUCAUGGUGACGUACUAUGCUUGAAAUGAGACCGUCCCGCUCUUCCGAGCGGUGAUGUUUCCUCAUUCAAGGCGGUCGCACCAGCAUGGUGGCGUUUUUUCCACGGCGCUUCAUUUGCAGCAUUUUCGGAUUGUCAAAUAAUGGGCGUGGAUAUUGCGAUAUGGCGUUCUACGGCUGGAGAUACCCCAACUGCAUGUAGAUGAGCGAUGCUAAUAUGAUGAUGCAUUCAUAGAUGUUUGUGCUUGGCAAUGUCACUUCCGCCUAGGAUGCAAUCAUGUCCCAAGUGAGAGACAGCAGAUUCUUCCCUCUAUUAUCAUUGGGUUGGGCCUCAAGUGCGACGAAACCAAUGAGCUUCCAGUUGCGGCUCUUGCCAUCUUUGGUGGCUUACCCAGCCACCACAACCCAUAAGGCUACCAUAAAAGAUUCCUUCC
Molecule: messenger RNA, 2539 nt
Organism: Hyaloscypha bicolor E
Lineage: Eukaryota; Fungi; Ascomycota; Leotiomycetes; Helotiales; Hyaloscyphaceae
Exons: 4
Coding region: 1-2082 (693 amino acids)
Biological process (GO): positive regulation of DNA-templated transcription
Cellular component (GO): Set1C/COMPASS complex
Source: RefSeq, a predicted model, not a curated record